Molecule: messenger RNA, 3273 nt
Organism: Myodes glareolus (Bank vole)
Lineage: Eukaryota; Metazoa; Chordata; Mammalia; Rodentia; Cricetidae
Biological process (GO): regulation of transcription by RNA polymerase II
Molecular function (GO): RNA polymerase II cis-regulatory region sequence-specific DNA binding; DNA-binding transcription factor activity
Source: RefSeq, a predicted model, not a curated record
CUUGCUGGGGCCUUUGUCCCUGAUACGUCGUCGGACCACCAUCUUGGGAUCUGGAGCCGGCCUCUCAGGUUCCGGGGACUCUGUCGGUACCGGCACGGUUCUGCGCCGCGCAGCGAGGACGCGGGGUGUCCGGACUCCGCCAUGAUGUAAACUUGAAUUCUCCUGGGACAUCCUUGUGACACUAUUUUGAGAAGGCCCAAGGUGCUUUACUCCCUGCAGGCUGGAAACGGACACCGCAUGACCGGAGCAGAGUUCAUCUUUAGGUGGGUGCUGAGAUUCAGGCCAUGGACCAUAGCAGAAGCCUCGGUUCGAUGCCUCCCAGGUUCAUCUUGAUCAAGAGGCUCUAAUGCCACUUCUGUUUCCCGGUGACAUGCUGCUCCCCUGAGAACCACAGUGAGGACACUGGGUGCCCUGGAACCGGAAAUGGUGUUGGUGUCAUUUGAGGACGUGGCCGUGGACUUCACCCGGGAGGAGUGGCAGGACCUGGAUGCUGCUCAGAGAACACUCUACAGGGACGUGAUGCUGGAGACCUACAGCAGCCUGGUGUCCUUGGGGCGCUGCAUGACCAAACCUGAGUUGAUCUUCAACUUAGAGCACGGACUUGGGCCGUGGAGCACAGCAGAUGGCUCGGUCUGGAGCCUCUCAGGUGUCAACAAAAUGAGUAGCCUGGUUGAGACCGGCCAGAAAAAUGGAGACAGACAUUUCUGGCGAAUUGAAAUCAACAGCAAUGCAUCAAACGAGGAACUCAUUGAAGCAGAACUAAAGAUACAUGAGGAAAUCCACCAUGGAACAAAGUCCUUUGAAUGUGAAGUGUGUUUGGAAGCGUUGUACCUGAAGUCAGACUGUAGCAGAAAUCAGAGGUAUCACACGUGUGAGAAUCCGUACGAAUGUAAGGAGUGUAGACAAGCUUUCUAUCCUAAAUCUACCUUCAGUCAGUGUCAGAGGCUCGAGAGGGGCGAGAAGCCCCACGCUUGCAUGGAAUGUGGGAAGACCUUCUACUGCAAGUCCCACCUGACCGUCCACCAGAGGACACACACGGGCGAGAAGCCCUAUGAAUGUAAAGACUGCGGUAAAGCUUUCUACAGCAAGUCACAGCUCAACGUCCACCUGCGGAUUCAUACAGGGGAGAAACCGUAUGAAUGCAAAGACUGUAGAAAAGCCUUCUACCGCAACUCCGACCUGACCGUCCACCAGAGGACGCACACAGGCGAGAAGCCCUACGAAUGUAAAGUCUGCCAUAAAGCCUUCUACUGCAAUUCCCAGCUCACCGUCCACCACAGGACGCACACGGGUGAGAAGCCCUACGAAUGUCACGUGUGUACAAAAGCCUUCUACUGCAAGUCACAGCUCGCGGUCCACCACAGGACGCACACCGGCGAGAAGCCCUAUGAAUGUAAAGAGUGCAGGAAGGCCUUCCAGUGCCGGUCAGACCUCACUCGGCACUGGAGAACGCACACUGGCGAGAGGCCGUAUGAGUGUAACGAGUGCAGGAAGGCCUUCUAUCGCAAGUCAGACCUGACUGUCCAUCAGAGGACCCACACAGGCGAGAAGCCCUAUGCAUGUAAAGAAUGCAGGAAAGCCUUCUACUGCAAUUCCCAGCUGACUGUCCAUCAGAGAUAUCACACGGGUGAGAAGCCGUACGAAUGUCAGGACUGUGGGAAAGCCUUCCAGUGCAAGUAUGAGCUCACGCGACAUCAGAGAACACAUACAGGCGAGAAGCCGUACGUGUGCCUGGAAUGCAAGAAGGGUUUCUACACCAAGUCAGACCUCACUCGACAUCUGAAAACGCAUGCAGGUGACAAACCCUGAGUACGGAGGACGCAGUAAAGCCUGACACAGCCAGUCCGUCUCGAAGUGGCAUCAGAGAACACAUAUAAAAACUAGUGCCAUAAGAUUAGCCCUUAAUAUCAGAAUUCAUGCAGAUGCAAAAAUACCCAUGAAAACAAAGUAAGACAGCUCUCUGCUUUAUCUCAUCUCCAUGUGCAGACCAGUACAUUUAGGGAGCGUGAGCAAACUGUGUGGUCAGAGCUCAUGGGUCAUCAUGUAGCAUAUACAGGCGAACGGCCCUUUGGAUAUAAAAAACACUAGAACACUUUUUUAAACCAUAAAGUGCAUUCGAUGGGCAGAAAAGCUCAUACAGGUAGACCUUAUCAAUAUAUAUAUCACAGAAAACUUUGAUACCUAAGUCAGACCUCAGUCUACAUCAGAAACCUCAUAAAGAUGAAGUUGUGUACAGCAAAUGAUUUGGCCAGAUACGGGUGUUCAUCCUGACCCGUGUGGGUGGUCUUGGCAGAGACACAUAGGGACUUGAUCUGUGCCAGCAUAGCAAGACACCAGACCCAAAGAUGGGGAGAGCCAGGUGUGGUGGUGCACAUCUUUAAUCCUAGCACUCAGGAGGCAGUGUCAUGUGGACCGCUGAGUUUGAGGCUAACCUGGCCAACAUAGCGUGUUCUGGGCCAACUAGGGCUAUACAGUGAAAGUCUGCCACAAAAGUGAGAAAUCUUCAAUGUCAGUAGAUGCCACGUUGUUGUUAAACCAUAGGAAAGUAAAAGAUGUCAGAAACUUUAAUACUUGGAACUCAGCUGACAUCAGAACACAAGAAAAGGAUGGUAAAGCAUCAGCGUGUUUACAGGCGUGUAGGUGCCACAUUUCUCCUGGCCUUGCGUCAGUAUAGUAAUCUCAGUAUUUGUCUGCGUACACACGCUCUAGAAACCCCAUCACCACAGACGCUAGGGGCUGCACUCACACGGUAGCAAGCAUGGCAUCGGUUGUGAGAGUGGGAACAUGUCUGCAUUUUUAAAUGAGUUGAACUGGGAUGUGGCUCAGUCCCAGUGCCCUUGGGAAGCACAUGUGUUUCCUCUCCGUUUGUAUCUUGAAGGUUCUUACAAGUCACCCAGACUCUCAGCAUUCAUGCUCACCAAACAGUUUUUACAGAGUAUAAGCAGUUGUGAAGAGGUUGUAACAAAUCGAUCAUACCUUAUUUUGAGCAUCUUUUUUAGCCUGAGCUGUUCUCAUAUUCAUGGCAAUACUGCUUUGUGCUCUUGAGAGUUUGGAUUAGAGGAAUGGUCUUCCAUGCAACCAUAUAUUUCUUUAAUGUGUGAAAUUUUUCAGUAAAAUUUCAACAUUUUUAUACAUCAUAAAUUUGGGGGAGAAAAUUUCAGUUUAUGUAACUUGCAUGUUAAUUUCCAUAUGGAAUUGUUUGAAAUGAUAUUGGAAUUUAAGCAUUCAACUGUAUACUACCAAAUAAACACAAUGGUAUUUCCAGCCAGUGUA